Messenger RNA from Centropristis striata (black sea bass), 2038 nucleotides. RefSeq names its product dynein 2 intermediate chain 2 (gene dync2i2). The record is from RefSeq and is a predicted model, not a curated record. Gene Ontology annotation, biological process: intraciliary transport. Gene Ontology annotation, molecular function: dynein heavy chain binding; dynein light chain binding. The coding region runs from base 388 to 1905 and encodes 505 amino acids. Gene Ontology annotation, cellular component: cytoplasmic dynein complex; ciliary plasm. The transcript has 9 exons. NCBI's taxonomy places the organism in Eukaryota, Metazoa, Chordata, Actinopteri, Perciformes, Serranidae.
GUUCAGGCUUAUUGUACAGUAUAAAGUGUUCAGUGGAUAUGAUUCUCAUUUUGAGAGUUUUUGAAAACAGUACUGUAAGCUAAAAAGCCAGGGCUAAAAGCUAGGAUUUUAUUUUCCAGGAGCAAAAGCGGAAGUGAAAAGCGGUUUCCUCUCUUGAUCUGUCUCUGGGUUUAUAUAGUCUCUGCGUAACCAAGGUAACGCUAGCUUUGUGGAAAAUGGCUCCAGCCUGACAGGAAAACAGUUAACUUGCUAACUAAACGAACCAACGUUAGCGCUAUUAAAAGUUCCACAAAGUUAUUAUUAUGUUAGACGUCUGUAAAUUAUUUUUUAACGCAAGUCAGGACAGUGAAUGUUAAUCAUUGGACUCUUCAAACCACUAUCACUAGCAUGUUUGCUGACGAAGCCGUGGAGUCAGUGGGGGUCCAGUCUGUGUGGAGGACAUCCCAGCAGGCGGCUCAGGACUCGAGAGGCUGCCAGACCAGAGCGGUGCACCGUGCUGAGGCUCAGGUCCAGACCGUCUCGUCUACAACCAGCGGGACCCAGACAGAGCCUCAGUAUCUGGCCAAAGAGCAGCUCCUCCAGCAGAGCCACGAUGACCCGGAUCAGCCCGGCCUGAAGGACUUCCUGCAGCGGGUUGAGGACUCAGUGAUCCGGGAGCUGGGCAGAAACGCCAGGAGUCACGCGUUUGAUGAGUUCCAGGUGAACUGGGAGCUUCACAGUGAUCUGGUUUCAUGUCUCCAUUGUCUCCAACAUCCCAGAGCACUAGAGAGAGCUCUCCAUGUCACCAGUGUGUCCUGGAGUUGUACAGGUGCAGUUAUUGUCUGUGCCUACGGUCGGAUUGACGAUGGAGACUGGAGCACUGAGAUGUCCUGUGUGUGUAUGUGGAACCUGGACCGUCGAGGCCUGAAUCCUAAACAGGCUGAUGGUGUCAUAGACGUUCCCACUGCAGUCACCGCUCUCUGCUGUCACCCCAACCAGCCCACCCUCCUGGCAGGAGGUCUGUACACUGGAGAGGUGGUGGUCUGGGAUAUGGGUCGGACUCAGGACCCUGUACUGGUUCAGACUGGGCUGUCAGCAGAUAGCCACAGGGAGCCUGUUUAUCAGGUUGCCUGGGUGCCCCUGCAAAAGAAAGGAGAGUUUGGGGUGCUCAGUGCUUGUUCAGGAGGAAGGGUGCUGCUCUGGGUGAUGGACCCAGACCAGGGAAGGCUUGUCCUGAAUGCUGGCUACGCCUUAAUACGACAACAGGUUCCACAGAGCAGCAACACCAGCUUCAAGGCCCACGGCAGCACCAGUGUGGGUGUCACCUCCCUGGCUCUGUCUCCCUGGGACUCUGACACCUUCUUGGUGGGUUCUGAGAGCGGCCUGUUGCUCAGAUGCUCCUUCUCCUCCCAGACGCCAGCUGCGGUGCCCUCCCAAGGCCAGAGUGUGACACUCAGAGCCCCGGCGGUCUUCACGUUCAGGCCCUGCAGCGGCCCCCUCCACUCCAUACACUGCUCUCCUUUCCACAGGAAUCUAUUUCUAAGUGCAGGGACUGAUGGUCUGGCCCAUCUCCACUCUCUGCUGCAGGCCACCCCACUGCUCUCUAUCAGGGUGUCAGACUCCUAUGCCUUUCAGGUGCAGUGGUCUCCCACCAGACCACUAGUUUUUGCAGCAGCCACCGGGCAAGGUGAGGUGCAGAUAUUCGACCUGGGCCGCAAGUCCCUGAGGCCAGCAGCCACCAUCCAGCACGGAGGGGCGGAGCAUGCUACAUCCUGUUUGGCCUUCAACUGUCAGAACCCUCACCUGUUGGCAGUGGGGAAAACAGAUGGGACGGUCUGUGUUUGGCAGCUGAGCCAGGAUUUGAUGGAGCAGAGACCCAGAGAGAGCAGCCAGCUGGAGCACAUAGCCAAUCAGGUGGCAGAAUGAGACAUUCUGAUCUGGGACAGUCAAGACUGCUGAGCACAACUGAACUGUGGUUUUUCUUCUUGUAUAAAAAAGAAGAUAAAAUCCUGAAGACUAACAAUAAAUUGUGGAAGUGAAAUAAACACAAGAGAUGGUG